AUGGCGGUCGAACUAGUUCCAGAUGCUCCGUGGUAUUUUGGUGAAAUUAGCAGAGAAAAAGCUAAUGAAAUUCUAAUUGAUCAGCCUGUUGGAACAUUCUUGAUACGUGACAGCACUACAAAGUCAGGUUACGUGCUUGCGAUAAAAGAGGCCAACGAAGUCAAGCGUUACUUACUUACAUGGGCACCUCAACUAAAAAAGUUCAAGUUUGGCGACACUCUCUAUUCUUCGCUCGAUGAGUUGGUUAGACUUCAUACUUCACACUCUUCGAGUACUCGUAUGAGGCAGCCAGCCCAGAAGGCUACUUAUGCUGCUUUAUAUUCGUUUCAAGCACAGGAAGAGGGAGAUUUGUCUUUUCAGAGGGGAGAUUUGUUAACAUUCAUAAGACAAAAGCGAGAGUGGAUUCUAUGUAAAUCAGGCGAUAACCGUAUCGGUUGGGUUCCUUCAAAUUAUUUAACUCCGUUUACACCUGAAAUUGUUGCAAGAUUAAAGGGUCUUGGUGACCAACUUGGAUUAACCUAUUGUCAUAUGCUAAAAUCUGUUCAGUUACCAGCUACUGGAAAGGUUGUAAGAGCUAGAAAUCCCAGUAUCUUCGCGACAAAUCACUUGAAAGUGGAGUGCGAUGAUGAAGUUCAAAUCAGGAAACUACUUCCUGAUGGAUUCUGUGAGGUCUGGCGAGAACGUGAUCAAGUUGGCGGCUUGGUACCAAUUAAUUUCCUUAAGAUUGAAUUCCCUGAACAUGAUAUUACAAUGAUUUACGGAGUUGUUUUGGGUUUAAGUUGUAUUGAAUUGAAACCACACAAAUUAAUGAUUGAAGAUACAAAAGUUAUAAGACAGGAUAAUAAAGAUAUUAUGUCUGGCAUUUCACGAGUUGGCAAGCUAUUACUACCACGUACUGCUUUAUUGUUAUGUGAUAUACAGGAAAAAUUUCGUCCAACUAUUAGUCAUUUUGAUGCUAUUGUCGAAACGUCUAGUCGGAUGUUAACAGCUGCUCGAAUGCUAGGAAUGCGCAUUGUAGUCACUGAAAUGUACCCUAAAGGUUUAGGUCCUACCGUCAAAGAGUUAGGAGAUUUAAGUGGUAUUCCCAUCAUUUCAAAGAGAUCAUUUUCUAUGCUAACAGAUGAAGUAGCCAAUGUUUUGGAGCUGGGAAAACAAAUCAAUUCUGUUUUAUUAUGUGGUAUUGAGACACAUGUUUGUGUUCAGUCAACUGCAUUAGAUUUAAUUGAACGGGGAAUACAAGUUCAUUGUAUUGCAGAUGCUGUAUCUUCACGAAAUAUGGUUGAUAGAAUGUUUGGAUUUCAACGAAUGAGUCAAUCAGGUGUCUAUUUGACUACAUGUGAAUCAGCUUUAUUAACUAUACUCUGUGGUUCUGAUCAUCCUCAAUUUCGUGAUGUUCAAAAGAUUAUUUUAAAGCCUAGCCUGGAUAGCGGUUUAUUAACUGGAUUCAAUACACCAAAAAUUAGCUAA
This is a messenger RNA of Schistosoma intercalatum, 1467 nucleotides long. The record is from the annotation of a GenBank genome assembly. Lineage: Eukaryota; Metazoa; Platyhelminthes; Trematoda; Strigeidida; Schistosomatidae.